UAUGAGCAAGGACAUAAGAAACAAUAGUAUAACGCCUAGUAGUCUAUUUCAAAAGUUUCGUUCUAAAGUUUCGUCGUCUAAAACUUAUGAUUAUGGAACAAAGAAUGGUAGAAAUUGGCAGAUUAUUAAGAAGGUUCUACUGUGCAUUAUACUUAUGUCUGCUAUUGGUUCUUUGAUAUUUGUUGACUUUCGAGAAGAAAUUGAAGAGAAGAACUCUAUUGAAGAAUUUCUUCUUUUACUUGAUGAAUUUGAUAGAGAUAUUGAAUUUUUCGAUAUUUUUGCUAUAGAGAAAUCAUAUACUAUUAAGAAUUUCUUUGCUAAUUAUUCAAUUUUAUUAAACGCUGCUAAAGAGAGAACUGACAAACUACAAUUCAAAAAGGCACACUACAUUUCGUCAUUAAGAAAUGAGAAAUCUGUUGAUAUUCUCUUGGAUAAUUUUACGAACUUCUGGAAAGAUUAUCAGCAAUAUAUCUUCUCUAAUCUUCAUGGUUUAAAAUUAGCUAAGGAAUAUCAACAUAUUCUUGUACUUAAUUAUCUAAUGAAUUCAAUUUAUCAUGUAAUCCUUAUAAAAUUAAUUUCAAAUCUUCUGGAGUUUUCACCUUCAAAUGUAAUGAUUUACAGACUUAAUAUGACAACGAUUAUGGGUAAUGAAAAUGUUAACUACGCUUCUAAAAUAGCCUCAAAAUUGGAUUACAAUUGUAUGCUAACAAAUGUAAAUGUACUGGAAGAAAAAAGUGAAGAAAUGCUGAGAAAAUGCAGAAGUAGCCUUGAGGAGAAUUUUAGAAAAACCUGGAAAUUACGCAUAGCAGAAUUAUACAGAUGGAUAUCAUUUGAAAUGCUUAUGCUUAUUUCUUGUGCAGCAAUUAUUCUAGCUAUGGCUCAUUCCGUUUAUCAAAUGUCCAAUUGGAUAUAUAAAUAUAUAAAUUUGGUUAAGAAUAAAACUGAACAACUGCAGAUUGAAAGGACAAAAAGUCAAAAUUUAUUGUAUAGCAUGUUGCCAAAAUGCGCAGCUGAACAACUACUUAUGGGUAAGAGGGUACAGGCUGAAAGUUUCGAUAGUGUUACUAUAUAUUUUUCCGAUGUUGUUGGAUUUACAUCAAUAUCGGCUAGAAGUACUCCAAUGCAAGUUGUCGAAAUGUUAAAUAAUCUAUAUAUAACUUUCGAUGAACGAAUCGACACAUAUGAUGUUUAUAAGGUUGAAACAAUUGGAGAUGCGUAUAUGGUAGCCUCUGGCCUUCCAGAACGAAAUGGAGAAAGGCAUGUAGAAGAAAUAGCAACCAUGUCAAUUGAUCUUUUAGCUGCCAUAAAACAAAUACGCGUUCCUCAUAAUCCGGAGGAAAAGAUGCGCUUAAGGAUAGGCUUACACACAGGUCCCUGCGUUGCUGGAGUUGUUGGCUUAAAAAUGCCUCGUUACUGCCUUUUUGGUGAUACUGUAAAUACUGCAAGUAGAAUGGAAAGUAAUGGCUUGCCAUUGAAAAUCCACAUGAGUCAAUCCACAACUGAUUUAUUGACAAAGUUAAACAGGUACAAUAUUGAAUCACGAGGAUUUAUCGAAAUUAAGGGCAAAGGGUCGAUGGAAACCUUUUGGCUUAUUGGAAGAAAGGAUAUGACUGAGAUGAAUGACAGUAUGGUAUGUAAAUUUGUACCUAGGAAAAAAAAGAAGAAAGAAGCUAAAAUACCCCCAGUGGAAGAGACCACAAAAGAAGAAAAUCUCGUUUUAAAUGGUGUUAAUAGACGAUCUUCUUCCGAAGUUAUCCAAUAUCCGGAUAGUAAUGCUUGA
Molecule: messenger RNA, 1780 nt
Organism: Dimorphilus gyrociliatus
Lineage: Eukaryota; Metazoa; Annelida; Polychaeta; Dinophilidae
Source: the annotation of a GenBank genome assembly